Messenger RNA from Anguilla rostrata (American eel), 6070 nucleotides. Its product is annotated as T-box brain protein 1-like. Gene Ontology annotation, cellular component: nucleus. Gene Ontology annotation, biological process: cell fate specification; regulation of transcription by RNA polymerase II; commitment of neuronal cell to specific neuron type in forebrain. Gene Ontology annotation, molecular function: RNA polymerase II cis-regulatory region sequence-specific DNA binding; DNA-binding transcription factor activity, RNA polymerase II-specific. The record is from RefSeq and is a predicted model, not a curated record. The transcript is spliced from 6 exons. Bases 2909 to 4939 code for a protein of 676 amino acids. NCBI's taxonomy places the organism in Eukaryota, Metazoa, Chordata, Actinopteri, Anguilliformes, Anguillidae.
ACAUUUAUGUGACGGAUAUGGAGCAGGGGAAAUUGUUUUCACUUUUUUUUUGCCUUUUGAUACUUAUUUGUCAUAUAUUUUGGUUUGUAUAACAAAUGUUAAAUAAAAGCCAGAUAAGUACACAAAAAAGAGACGAUUUGAGCAAAUGUUGUAUUGAAGUGGUGAAGCAUCACAUAUUUGGGGAAGAGGUGUUAAUUUUCUCUCCAGGAGUUCGGUUCUUUGUACAGCCAGCACUGGUUGGCUUUUAUUGCAUCUACAGUACAUGAGCAUUAGACAGCAUUGUGCUGCAGCCAUGCACAGCCAGCCAUGAUGCGCUAGGACUCUGUCAUCCUGAGUGCACCUGCUCUGUGUUCCCAUUGCCUUACAUUCAACACAGGAACAGUCGGUCUGAUGCCAGUGCAGUUGUAGCCCACAGAGAGGCCAUCUUUAGCUUCAAUCAUGUUUUGUAGCUCUGCUUAGUUUAUAAACAAUGCAAUCAUCACCAUGCACAAACUGUUAAUUAAUAUCGUCACAAGACAUAGGCUUUGAUGUCUUAGUUCUGAGAGCUCUGCGUGGUAAAACGGCCUUUUCGACGUGAUUUAUGUUUUCCCGUUCACUCUAAUGAAAAGCUAUGAUUGGUUAGAAAACCGGCUUGUCAUUGAGUGGUGCUUGGAAGCAGGUCGUAGGUGCGGAGGUUAAAUCCUACGUAAAACCAUUCGAUAUAAAUGCGUAUAAAAUUUUGAUGUUCAACCAAAUAGACGUUAAACUGCAUUUUUUUUUUUUUUUUUUUAAUGAUGUAAAUACAAUUAUUUAAUUACAUCACUUUUAUCGAAUCCGAUUGGUUGACAGGGCUGGGAUCGUAAUGACAGCGUGAUUAAGCAGCUUGAUUGACACGGAAAUAUUAUUUAAAAUGUAUAAAAACAGUGGGGAAAUGCCAUUGUACCCUGUUUUUAUGUUAUAUUUUUGUCAUUUGCAUGCGUCUGAGUUGACGCGUUGAAAUGCGAAAGGUAGAAAAACGCAUAAAAUGGCCUACUUCAAUGAGAAUUUGUAUGCAUGAUGAGCUAGGCUGAAUGGAGCAAAGUUUGAAUUGAGGUGCGUAAUCUCAAAUUACGAGAACUACAUCCAAGAUUUAUUGACCUGGGUUUUAUAAACUCCGUGAAUGACAGUACACAAUUUUAAAGAUUCGUGUUGAAGUAAUGGCCAGUGAUGGCGCUCAUAAUAUUGACAAAAUUACAAAUUAUAUACAAUAGCUAUCUCAAACAAUGCACAAAAAAGCGAUUGUGGGUAAUCUAAAGCUAAAAGGUAAGUUUUUAUGUAAAACUCGGACUGUUUUGGGCCUCAAGUAGAAUUCAAUUUCUAUUAUGAGUACAACAUAUUUUACCCUUAAAUAUACACCACCGCGGAAAACAUUAAUUUCCCACAUUUAUUUUCUAGCGAACUGGCAAGGAUUUGAGAGCCCCUUUUUCUUUUUUACACAUGUUUUGAAGGUAUAUGAAUGUUUAGAAGGUUGGGGUAAUUCUGUGCAUAAAUAAAGAAACUUUAAGGUGAUUGUACCAGAUGUUGUGGAGCAAAACUUGACAAUCAGACUCUGAUAGACAUUGGCUGGACUGCAGUCUUUUUGUUCGGGUUUUGGCAAGGGAUGCUGUCACAGUCCCCCACAUCAAGAAGUCUCUCACACAGAAAAAUAAUUGGCCCACAUCCUGCUGCGAUCUUCCAAUUCACUGGGGAGCGCGAUUUCUCCUCGAAAUAAAUGGAACUUUAUUUUUUUUAAAGCGCGUUGGUGAUAUCCACUAACAUUUGCAUCAGUUUCGUGAUUUUUUUUUCCAUAGGUAGGCUGUAAGUAACUUCAGGCUAUUAGCAUCAGCGGUAUGGUUAAUUUUUUGUUCGAUAUAUAUUUUUUACAGUUAUUGCUAAAUUAAAUAUCAAGAAAUUUGAGUUAGCCUAUUACAAAUUCCGGUUAGGUGAUAAUCAUAAUACGAGACAUGUAGCUAGUCGGCAAAUCGUGGAAAUUCUAUAUAGGCUGUGCAUAAGACAGGGCUCCCAUAUAAGCACUUGACAAUACCGUACGCAUCCUGGUUAGCAUGAAUUGGCACAAUAUCAGUUUUUGAAUAAAAAUAUUUCAAGUUUUAAGCACGAACAUUUCGUUUAGUUUUAUAUUUUAAAAUGUUUCCUUUAUCGCUGUAUCUCUUUAUUCUGGAAAUGCAUUUGCUAUUAGGUGACUACUUUCUGGUUCAUACCUCUAAGUAGCCUACUAACAUUAAAUAUUUAUUUCCCUGGGACCAGUAAACAUAUCUUCAUAGGUACUGAAUGAUUUCACGCUAUAUCACAAACAUUUUAAAGCAUGAAGUGCACUGACUGUCAUUUUCAAUGUUUUAAUAAUAAAUUCUCGUUUUACUGGCAAACAUACUUUGCUACUUCUACCACAUAAAUAGGUAAACAUCGUCUGUUUUCUUCUUAUAAAUCGGACCCUGAAAAAACGCAUUCCCCACAGAACAGAAAGAAAUAGAGUUAAUUAAAAAUAUUGUUAUAACCUCACGGCUAUAUUCACUUUUAUGACUAAAAAUUUACAACCCAAAGUGUCAUCGAUGGCCACGAAGAGACCAUGUAUUGCAUCUGGCAGAAUCUCUUGCUAUUUGCUAUAUACGUAGCGAUUAGGACCCAGAUGAUUAUCCUAAUUAAUGUCUGUCUAAUUAAAUUACUGUCACAAGCUAACCAAUAGCAAAAGUUGUUUCAUUAGAGUUGCUGGCAGAAAGAUCAAAAGCGGAUCGCUCCUGAUUGCAGCAUAGUGUCAAUUGGUUAAUUUGCCGUCUAACAAAAAAGUAGCUCAAACCAUAGGAAGGCGUUUUCUCUCUAGCUGGAUUCGUGGGGCGUUAAGUUAGGCGAGUGGAUAUUCACAAAGGUUGCGUGCAUCGCUGUUUGCAACUGAACUAUGCAGUUGGAACAUUGCAUCUCGCCAUCAAUCAUGCUCUCCAAGAAAUUUCUUAAUGUGGGCAGUGGCUAUCCCAACACAGACGGAUCUGAGCUCGCAUUGCAGGACCAUCCUAUUAUAGCCUUAAGUGACAACCUGGAUAGAAGUUCACCUCUGAAAAAAAUUUCCAGGGGGAUGACGAAUCAGUUAGAGGCAGACGAUUUUCCUGACUCCAAGGACGCACCAGGGGACGUCCAGAGAAGCAAAGUCUCUCCUGUUCUGGACGGAGUCUCUGAAAUUCGUCACAAUUUCGAUGGAUCUGCUGCAGAAAGGUACCUUCUGUCUCAGUCUAGCCAAGCCCAGCCAGUCUCUGCUUCGCCUACUGCCAUGUUUCCUUACCCAAGUCAACAUGGACCAACGCAUCCAGCUUUUUCUAUUGGGAGUCCGAACCGCUACAUGGCUCAUCACCCGGUGAUAACCAAUGGAGCGUACAACAGUCUCUUGACCAACACCUCUCCACAAGGUUACCCAACCGCGGGUUAUCCUUACGCACAACAGUAUGGACACACUUACCAAGGGGGCGCUUUCUAUCAGUUCUCCUCGGCGCAAGCCGGCCUCGUGCCUGGGAAAGCUCAAGUCUAUCUCUGCAACAGGGCUCUGUGGCUAAAGUUUCACAGACAUCAAACAGAAAUGAUAAUCACCAAACAAGGGAGACGGAUGUUCCCAUUUUUAAGUUUUAACAUUUCUGGUCUUGAUCCGACGGCACAUUACAAUAUUUUUGUGGACGUAAUUCUGGCUGACCCCAAUCACUGGAGAUUUCAGGGAGGAAAAUGGGUUCCAUGUGGCAAAGCGGACACAAAUGUGACAGGGAAUCGGGUAUACAUGCAUCCAGAUUCUCCGAACACCGGAGCGCACUGGAUGCGCCAAGAAAUAUCCUUUGGAAAACUUAAGCUAACAAAUAACAAAGGAGCGUCGAACAAUACUGGGCAGAUGGUGGUGUUACAGUCACUGCACAAAUACCAACCCAGGCUGCACGUAGUGGAAGUGAACGAGGAUGGAACCGAGGAUUCCAGUCAACCCGGUCGAAUUCAAACGUUCACUUUCCCAGAAACACAAUUCAUAGCAGUCACUGCUUAUCAAAAUACCGAUAUUACGCAGCUGAAAAUUGACCACAAUCCGUUUGCAAAGGGGUUUCGGGACAACUACGACACCAUCUACACAGGCUGCGACAUUGACCGGUUGACACCGUCGCCUGGUGACUCGCCUCGCUCUCAGAUCGUGCCUGGUGCGAGAUAUGCCAUGGCUGGUUCUUUCCUGCAGGACCAAUUUGUCAGCACUUAUGCCAAAUCCCGCUUCCACCCUGGCGCCGGGACCGGUCCUGGCACGGACCGCAGCGUCCCACUUAGCAACAGCUUGCUAUCCCCGCAACAAGCCGAAGAGACCGCAGCAGCCUCCCCGCAGCGAUGGUUUGUCACCCCUGCCAACAAUCGACUGGACUUUGCCGCCUCGGCAUACGAUGCCGCUGCCGCGGCUGAUUUUGCCGGUAACGCGGCCACCCUGCUGUCUUACGCAGCUGCUGGAGUCAAGGCGCUUCCACUGCCCACUGCGGGGUGUUCAGGUAGACCUCUGGGUUAUUACGCCGACCCCUCGGGCUGGGGCACGCGCACUCCACCCCAGUAUUGUAGUAAAUCCAGCUCAGUUCUGUCCUGUUGGCCAACAAAUUCCGCUGGGAGCAGGACUGGAACCUCAAAUUACCUGGUGGAUGAGGGGGACACGAUGACAACGGAAAGGUCUCCACUCAGUGCGUCCGAGGAUGCCAAACCUAAAGACCUGUCGGAGUCCAGCUGGAUAGAGACGCCUUCCUCCAUUAAAUCGAUCGAUUCAAGUGAUUCUGGAAUUUUUGAGCAGGCGAAACGGAGGCGAAUAUCCCCUUCUGCCACGCCGGUUUCUGAAACUGCGUCUCCGUUGAAAAGCGAAAUGUUAACACCGCGGGAAUGUGAGAAGAAUUGCCCCAAAGACAUUGGCUACUACAGUUUCUACCCACACAGUUAGAAAAUGACUCCAUGCGCAAAACGGUGGCCGCUGUCAAGGUUUUUUUUUUUAAAAAAAGGGAAAUUUACAAAAUGUUAAAUAUUGUAAAGCGUAGUAGCAUGGUUACAUUGUAUAUUUAUUUUUAUUUCUCAUUUAUAUAUUCGUUCGUUUGUUUGCCUAUUUGCUUACUUUUGAAUUGGUCCAGAGCUUUUCGAACGAGAUGUUUAAUCAAUUUAUUAUUAUUAUUAUUAUUAUUAUUAUUAUUAUUAUUAUUAUUAUUAUUAUUAUUAUUAUUAACUGAAAGAGAUUGCCCGAUAGGCUACCUGUUUUUUCUUCUCAUUGCGAAGGCCAAAUUCAAAUAUAAUUUCCUCGAAACCAUAAAAAUACAUUAAUUUCCCACAAAUGUUUUUCAUUUUUAGAUUGUCAUUGUAAUUAUGAAAAACAAUGCACAGGCAUCUUUAGCUUGUAGUGAUAUUGUGUCAGAUGUAGAGGUAUGUAAAAGUCAUUGAUUGGCAUUUUGAUAUUUCUAAAUCUAUAUUUAAAAAAAAAAAAAACUUUUAUCGCUUUUCUGCAGAUGUAUAGUCACCAGAGUGAUGUGUACUGUUUUCUUGUUUAAAUAAAUGUAAGGAUAUGAGGACAUGAGGACUAAGGAAACGGUUUAGUAAAUCACAAUUUAGAUCGAAGCGUUAGUUAAAAGUCAACGACCUCAUUUGAAUGUGUAGCCUCAUUUUAUAUGUUUGUUUAGAUUUUAGCGGCGUUCAAAUGGCUUGGCAUGUAGAAUAUUACUUGUUCUCAGUUGUACAUUAUUUUAUAAAUACCUUGAAAAUAUCUCCGUAUUUGACCAUUUCAUCUGUCGUGUGAAAAGAACAAAUAUUGUUUUUCCGGCUUUACGGCGUUUUUCGACUUUAGGCUAGUCUGUGUUUCAAAGUGAAUGUUGUGGUUAACAAUGUAUAUGUUGUCAUAGUGCAAACACGAAAUUAAAAAUUCAGAAAAUGUAUUGUCUGUUCAUGGACAUUUGACGAAAAAUACAAUAUAGAAUCUGAUCAUGUUUAUGUUUGAACCACAGUUCUUGAAAUACAUGUGAUCAAUAGCAUACUGUGUUUUUAAAAGGAAAUCAGUCAGUUAAUAAUAAAACAAUUUGAAAUCACGUUA